AUGGCUAACAGCGGAGCAACUCCUAAGCUAAGUAGGGUCACGCAGGAGGCGGACCUGAAAGUAGCUAAUAAAGCCUCGGCACGGACCGUAGAAAAGGUCCGAGUGGAGACCGAGAGAAAAAUGGUACCUCCACCUAGGAAGAUACCGGAGGACCGCCGGGAGGAAGAUCUACCAUGGACAAAGGUAGUGAAUCCUAAAAAGGCGAAAAGAAGCCGCCAGCAGGUCGCAAGGAGUGCGACCAAGGGAAAGGAUCCAGCUACCGCCAAGAAGGGUAGAGCCCGUGAGGAAAAGGGUGCGCCUUCUAGUGGGAGUGGCAAGCGGAAGGAUAGAGGUGAAGCGAUCAUUGUCAAGGCUGACGAUAAAAGCUACGCCGAAGAUCAGUGUAAUGUCGAAGUCUUGAAGCGGGAUGCUACUCGGAAGAGUUCCGAGUAUAAAAAGUUGACGGAAGAGGUCCUGGGUGACAGGGUCCAGGUUAGAGCCCUGUGCCCAGUCCUGAACAUCCAGUGCAAGGGCAUGGAUGAAAUAACCGAAGCCGGAGACCUGGUAGACGCACUGAAGGAUCAGUGUAAUGUCGAGAUCCAGGAAUCCGCGAUUCGGUUACGCAAAGGCUUUGCGGGAAUGCAGGUUGCCUCAUUCCAAGUACCUAUGGCUGAGGCCAAGAAGGUGCUGGAUAAGGUAAAACUGAAGGUGGGUUGGUCGGUGUGCUCGCUGAGCACAAGCCAACCCAAUCAGGCCUGCUACAGGUGCCUUGGCCACGGUCAUAAGUCCUAUGACUGUAAGGGACCUGACCGUAGUAAGCUGUGCCGUAGGUGCGGAGCCGAAAACCACCAGGCUCGCACCUGCCAGGCUGCACCGAGAUGCCUGAUCUGUCCUACGGGGGCAGACAACAGGCAUCUCACCGGUGCGCAGGCCUGUCCGGCCUCUAGAAGGGUCCAGACAUGCAAGUAACACAGCUAAACUUGAACCACUGCGAGGCGGCCCAGCUGCUGCUACAACAGUCGGUUAUCGAGUGUAAAGCUGAUGUUGCCUUGCUGUCUGACCCAUACCGCAUCCCUGCUGGAAACGGCAGCUGGAUUGCGGACAAGUCCGGUAUGGUGGGAAUCUGGACUUGUGGGCGCUACCCCAUCCAGAAGAUAAUAUCUUCUCCUAACGAUGAGGGUUUCGUCAUAGCAAAGGUAAACGGUGUUUACUUUUGUAGCUGCUACUGUCCUCCUAGAUGGAGUAUAGAGCAGUACACUAGGGUAGUUGAAAUUCUUGCGGCGAAACUAACUGGCCUUAAACCAGUAGUUGUAGCAGGUGACUUCAAUGCGUGGGCAGUGGACUGGGGUUCCCGGUUUACUAACGCUAGAGGUCAUAUCCUGCUAGAGUCACUAGCGGUAUUGAACGUAGUUCUGCUGAACGAAGGUCAAGUGCCAACGUUCAGAGGACCGAGCGGUGAUUCAUGUAUCGACGUCACCUUCUGCAGCGCAGGAUGGACUGAAGAACCGGGAUGGAUGGUCCACGAGGGUCAUACUUCUAGCGACCAUCAGGAAGUACGUUUUAUG
Molecule: messenger RNA, 1544 nt
Organism: Armigeres subalbatus
Lineage: Eukaryota; Metazoa; Arthropoda; Insecta; Diptera; Culicidae
Exons: 3
Coding region: 1-948 (315 amino acids)
Molecular function (GO): zinc ion binding; nucleic acid binding
Source: RefSeq, a predicted model, not a curated record